Polypterus senegalus (gray bichir) is the source of this 3361-nucleotide messenger RNA. RefSeq names its product family with sequence similarity 83 member D (gene sack1d). The coding region runs from base 95 to 1834 and encodes 579 amino acids. The record is from RefSeq and is a predicted model, not a curated record. NCBI's taxonomy places the organism in Eukaryota, Metazoa, Chordata, Cladistia, Polypteriformes, Polypteridae. Gene Ontology annotation, cellular component: mitotic spindle pole; cytosol. Gene Ontology annotation, biological process: positive regulation of cell cycle G1/S phase transition; protein localization to mitotic spindle; regulation of TOR signaling. The transcript has 4 exons.
AAGCACUGCGGGGGUUUGAAACUCCCCGUGGUUGAACUUCUUUUCUUGUCGCCUGAUCUUUCAGAACAAUCGUUCUCCAGGUGGAUUAUGCAGCAUGGCUUUGUCACAAUGUCUGGAUGAUCUCCCCUUCGCCUCCAGUCGUUUUGUGCAGACGCAGCCUGACCCCGGUCCGCUGGAGCUCUACAGCGAAGCGCAGCGACUAGCUCUGGAGGAGUUGAUCCUCGGGGGAAGAGAAAGCUUUUUGAAUUUUUUGCAGAAAGAGCGCAUCCCAAAUUUCCUGUCGGAAAAGGAGAUCACUGAGAUCCAGUGCUCGGUGGAAACGCUCCCCGGGGAGGACGGCGUAGCGGAACGCUCCAGUGUCUGCUCUGUGGAUUGCUCUUCGCUCACCUACUUCCCCGAUCAGUCGGAUGUAGAACCACCGCUGCUGGAGCUCGGCUGGCCGGCGUUCACGAGCAGCUCGUACCGCGGGGUGACCCGAGCCGUGACUCACUUUCAGCCGAGUUACGGGGAGCACAUCUACAGCUGUAAGGAAGCAGUGAGGAGGCUGAUCAGAAGCGCUAAGGAGGUUAUUGCGCUGGUUACAGACUCCUUUACUGACCUGGACGUCUUCAGGGAUCUUCAGGAAGCCUGUAUUAAGCGCCGAGUUCCUGUUUACAUUCUCUUGGACCAAUCCUGCACCCGCUCCUUCCUGCAGAUGUGCAAGAACCUUGGGGUGCAACUGGAUGAACUACAGCAAAUGAGAGUGCGGACCAUAACCGGAGGUAUUUACUACACUCGAUCUGGAGCAAAGAUUGUUGGGAAAGUUCACGAAAGAUUCAUGCUGAUUGAUGGCAACAGGGUGGCUACUGGAUCUUACAGAUUUACAUGGAGUGAUGGGCGGCUGAACAGCAGCAACUUACUUGAGCUAUCUGGGCAAGUCUCGGAGCACUUUGAUGAACAGUUUCGUAUUUUAUAUGCCCAGUCCAAACCUCUCAGCCCCAAGUCUAAUUCCAGCUUUCGCAACAGUGGUAUUUACGAGCAUCUUGUCAACAAUACCCUGCCAUUGCAAGAUAAAUUAAAAGGCAACCUUCUUUCAGUAGAAGUAAACAGACUGUGCAGUACACCCAACAGGGUCCCAAUAAAGGCAACAACACCUGGUAAAGAAGCUGAGGAACUGCACCCAGCAUGCAGUAGAGUAUCAGAAGCUUCCACAAUAGGAGAAGAAUCCCCUAAAAUCGAUGACCUGCUUCAGGAACAGGAUGGAUUAGAUGAGGUUCAUUUAGGAGAAAAUCGACAGUCUACUGAGGUGACCACCAAUGCUGAAGUUAAUGGUUCCAGCACUCCUUGCUGCAGUAAUGUAGCGACAGUUGCAAGUAAAUUGGAAAACACUUGCCAUGCUUUCACUCAAACCAAUACACUGAUGGUAGAAAUAGGUUGCCAGACUGAUGUGAACAUUAAAGAAAAUAUUUGUGAGUCCACUGCCACACAAAAGAGCCAGGGAAGCUCAGAGGGCUCCAAUCCAUCAUCCUGUUCUUCCCAACCUUACAGAGCUGGGGGCUACAGCCAUGCCAUCACCAGGAUAUCUGAAACUUCUCUGGGACCGGAUUCCUCCCUGAGAGUCUGUUUCAGAAAGUUAACCAAGGAGCGCCAGUACCACUACUCGAGCAUCCGGUCUAAGCUGGACCACAUGGUUUCUCUUUUGUCUCAUCGCAGAGAGCUGGUGAACCUCACCUAUCUGGCAUUUAAUCAUGGACCCUACAAGCUUAAGAAGAUGCAAGACCAAAAUGCACAGCCAUCAUGGUUAAGAGAUGCGUCACUGAGGCAGGGGCUUCUUGUGCAGACUUGUUUAAAGUAAAAUGGAUACAUUUUAAAUGUAACUUUCUAAACACUGAAUCAAUAACGCACUGUCAUUUGAGAUUUUAGUGCAAGCUGUGAGCUGAAAAGAGGUUAGAAUUUGCUUGUUUAAAAAUACCUGACUUUUUUUUUUUUUUCUUUAAAUAAAUUCUGAGCUUUCUGAUUAGCCAGAUUUGUAAUGGAAGAGUAAUGUUCUCAAAUUUGGGGACAAUGAUAUUUUGUAAAAUGGGACACACAAGAUGUUUUACAUUCUUACGUGGCCUUCUUUGUUUAGGAGGAUACACAAUCCAGAGCUGUGUGUGUAUGUCAGAACACUAAAUAAUAACAAUUAUGAAAGGAAAUUUAACGUGCUGCAUUCAGCUAGGAUGGGGUUGAACAAAGCUAUUCUUAUCAUGGUUGGGUUUUUUGAGUUUACAGCUCGUGGAUUUCACAAUCGAAACUAUAAACCCUUUUUAGUGCACUUUUGUUUUAAGACAUCACUUAUCUUUGAAGCUUGUCCCAGUACAAGUACGAGUUGUCCAUUAGCUGUUUUUAAAUAUUUUAACUGUCAUCCCUCCAGAGUUUAUUCUCGCGUUCAAAACUGAAUCCUGCAACUCCACAGGAAGCGAGAAUGCAUUCAGUGCAGAUUCUGAGAAUGGGAAGGUAGCCUACAUGUUCUUAAGUGAUGUGCCUUGUUUGUGAAAAGCGAACCUUGUUUAAUUCUGGUGCCAUAUGCGGAGUUGGUGUCUUGCCAACACAAACCUGACCUGGUUGGCUUUGAUUUUUUUUUUUUUUUUGUAUCAUGACUUUUUCUCCUAUUUUUUAAAAUCUAAUACAAUUUUACUAUUUUGCCAUUUUUUUUUCUUUCAGAUGUCUGGGUUUCCCUUCUUUUUAUACUACAAUCCCACCAUACCAAACCUAAUUUAAUAAAAGAGAUGAUAUUUACUUUUAAUACUUGAUUUCUUCCCAGCUUGUGCCUUGAUAAAUACAAAUUUUAGAGGUGUUUCUGAACUUCUCAAUGUAUCAAGCUAUUUUUGAGAAAGUCUAUAUAUUUAAUGAAUAUUACAUCUUUUUGCUGUCAAAAAUGUGCUGUAUCACUGUAAAAGCACUCAUCUUAUUACUGUCACAUGCAGCAUGGGCUGCAAUUAGUGUCUUUUAUUUUGGGAUAUAUAUUUAUAAAUUACACGUGUUGCCUUAAAAUUUAUUUAGCGUUGAAUAUCUUUUUCUCUUUUUUUGUUUUUUUAAUAAAACACAGUAGAUAUUUGUGUAACCAUAUGUACCUACAGAGUAGUGCUGCAAAUGCCUUUUUAAAUGUGUAAAUAUAAAAUUAGCACACACGGUUUUUUUUUUUUUUUUAAAUAUGCUUUAAGUAUUUAGAAUUACUGGUUCAGGAAAAUUUUACUUUCUAUUUCAUUUUCUGUAUGUGCCUUUUUUUGUGCUUGGUUUUUCUAUCACUGGGCAAUCUGAUUAAUGGUGUUCAUCUGGGUAUGUAUUGUAAUUUAAAUAAAAAAAAUUAAAAUGAGUACUUCAGUGUACAAAUAUUUUCAAA